Molecule: messenger RNA, 750 nt
Organism: Prunus armeniaca (apricot)
Lineage: Eukaryota; Viridiplantae; Streptophyta; Magnoliopsida; Rosales; Rosaceae
Source: the annotation of a GenBank genome assembly
AUGCAGGUUGAAAGACAGGCCAGAUAUGCACUUCUGCUGGCUGCAAAGGACUCUGAGUAUGUGAAGAAAGUGUAUGGCGGCUACUACAAUGUGUUUGUUGCAGCUUUUGGCGCAGAAGGAGAGAGUUGGGAUUUGUACAGAGUUGUAGAGGGAGAGUUUCCUAAAAAGAGUGAGCUUGAAAACUAUGAUGGCUUUGUGAUCAGUGGCAGCCCUUAUGAUGCUUAUGGCAAUGACCACUGGAUCAUCGAACUUUGCUUUCUCUUGCAAUAUUUGGAUGCCAUGGAGAAGAAAGUCCUUGGCAUUUGCUUUGGUCACCAGGUUUUGUGCAGAGCACUGGGGGGAAAGGUUGGGAAGGCUUAUACAGGGUGGGAUAUUGGGCUGAGGAAAGUGAAGAUAGUGAAGGACCUGUCGCCAUUCAGCUUCUUCGACGGAUUGGAUGAAAUCCCACCUGCGCUUUCGAUCAUCGAGUGCCAUCAAGAUGAGGUCUGGGAAGUUCCUUCGGGUGCUGAAGUGAUCGGAUACUCCAACAAGACGGGGGUCGAAAUGUUCAGCAUUGGAGCCCAUAUUCUUGGCAUUCAAGGCCAUCCUGAGUACUCCAAGGACAUCCUUUAUAAUCUCAUCGACCGCCUUCUCAACAACAACUUCAUAGAGAAAGGUUUUGCUGAAAACGCAAGGUCUGCACUGCAAUUGGCUGAACCAGACAGGAAGAUCUGGGAGAAGAUCUGCAAGAUUUUUCUCAAGGGGAGAUAG